Molecule: messenger RNA, 2082 nt
Organism: Bactrocera dorsalis (oriental fruit fly)
Lineage: Eukaryota; Metazoa; Arthropoda; Insecta; Diptera; Tephritidae
Exons: 1
Coding region: 128-1684 (518 amino acids)
Biological process (GO): DNA replication, removal of RNA primer
Molecular function (GO): RNA-DNA hybrid ribonuclease activity; nucleic acid binding
Source: RefSeq, a predicted model, not a curated record
UUUGACGAAACAAGUCAAAUUAUAGAUAAGUACAAAGUAAGUUACGGGAUUUAUGCUGAUGAUGUUUUAAUAUAUACCAAAGAGGACAGCCUUGAAACGGUUCAGGCGAUUUUUUGUAAAGUCCUUAAUGACAUUACUGUCUGGUCGGCUCAGUCAGGAGCGAUUAUAUCAUAUGAGAAGUGCAAUACCAAUUAUAUCAUAUGAGAAAUGCAAUGUCAGCAGUUUGAAAAUAUUAGGCGUUUUAUUUGAUUGUAAAUACACUUUUAGGUUUCACUGUAAUUAUAUUAGAAAUAAACUUAUCAAACGCCUCAAUAUUAUAAAAUAUUUUUCGUCUAAAAAAUCAUUUGUUCAUACUACUACACUUUGUAAUAUUGUUAAAGCAUUAUUUUUAACUGUAAUUGACUACGCGCUGCCAAUCUAUGGAACCUGUGCCAAAAGCAACUUAAAUCUUCUCAGUGCUCCAUAUUACGCAGCGGUGCGGAAAAGCUUACGGGCCUUCACCACCACCCCCGUCGACAACAUGCUAACUGAAUCUGGACUCCCUAGCAUAAAUGAGAGAAUCGAAUACAUGACUGCAAGCCUUAUAUACAAAAUUUUAUGCUGCAGUAACAGCCACCUCUUUGACGAAAUACUUAAAGCUUCCAAUCGAAAGUAUCUUCCAAAGCGGCUCUCAGCGAUACACCGUGUACUGAUCACUGCCAAGAAAUUAAAUGUAUCAGUUAAACCAACUCGGAAAGUGAACCCAAACUACCCGCCUUGGCUGCUGUCAGACUUAUCAAUUGAAACCCGUUUACAAACAUUUCAGAAGCAAAACACCUGUCCACAACUUUACGCGCAAAAUUUUCUGGAAUAUAAAGCUGAGCUAAGUCAAAAAGCAUUCAACUUUAUUUUUACCGAUGGUUCGAAAACCAAAUUUUCAACCUCAUUUGCAGUAGUCUCUGAAAACCUUGAUGUUUUAAGAAAAGGUAUCCUGCCUAAUCAUUGCUCCAUCUACACCAGUGAAAUCUUUGCUAUCCAUCAAGCCGCCUUAAUUGCAUCGAAAACCAAGGGCAAUUUCUGCAUUUGUACUGACAGUCGGUCUGCCAUUGAUGCCCUCUGGAAAUUCAAAAAGGACAGCGUUCUAGUAACCCACACCAGGGAUUUGCUAAUUAAACACAAAAACAAAAUUAAAUUGAUGUGGAUUCCUGGCCAUUGCGGCAUCCAAGGCAAUGAACUAGCUGACUCUGUUGCGAAGAGUCUUCAUAAUAACCCAGCUAUCUGUUUUGACACUCUUGAAAAGGCCGAUUUGUCGAGACAUGUACGGCAGUAUAUUAACAAUAAAUCCUUACUAAAGUGGAAAGAAUAUGUUCACCAUUAUGCAGAUAUUAAUCCAACAAAAAUUAGGCCUACUUUUCCUUCCGAUGCUAAACAGUCAGACAUUCUCGUUUUCACAAGACUUCGUUUGGGCCACACGCAGAUCACUCACGGACAUCUUCUUAGUCAUGGAGUAUCAUUAUGCAACGUUUGCGGGGCAAUGAGCACAUCUGUGAAGCAUAUCUUGGACAACUGCCCUCGUUUUUCUAUUCAAAGGCAACGGAUUUUUGGCUCGACUGUUCCAUCACAACUUCUUUCCGACACUGCAGCACUUAACAUAAGCAAGAUAUCUAGUUUUAUAGCCUCAUGCAACCUAUCUCAUUUAAUUUAGUUAACCUUAACUGUAUAAUAUUUGUAAUCCAUAAACGAAAUGUAAAUUAGUAUUUCUUUUGUAAAACCAGCUGAUGGCCUCGAGCUAGUGCUGUUUUUUUUUUUCUUGUUUCCUGUAUAUUUAUUGUGCAUGAAAUAAAUAAAUAUCUAUCUAUCUAUUGUCUUUUUAGCUCUCCAGUUUCUGUCUGUUAUUCUGUAAGCUGCUGCGAAUUUUGUUAAUUUAUCAAUUACUGUUACAAAUGAUUGCUUAUUGAAAUGAAAUAUAUCUACAUGAAGUAUCUCAUUUUUAUUGGUUGGAGUUUCAGUUAGGUGAAAUUUAGGUUUAGUGGGUUUCCUAUCGUAUUGGAUUUGUUGGCAUUUUUGGCAAUUAUUUACUAUCAAUUGUAUUUCUUCUUUGAA